GCAAAAAAUCCCCCCUCCCUCUCCUCUUCCCCGCUAACGAACCAAAUCCUUUUAUCCCCCCCAUCGGAAUCCCCCAAAUUGGAAGCCCUAAUUCGCCAUGGAUUUCGACUAACUUAUCUCACCAAUGGAUCCUUCAGAUCCUAACCAGAUCCCGGAUGAUGGAGGAGGAGGAGGAGGAGAGGAAAAGCGAGCCCUCAGGAUCUUGACUCGUUGCGGUUGCGGCAUCAUUUUGUCGCUGGGGCUCUCGGUCUUUUUCUCUCUCGCCUUGGUUCUCGCGGCGAUCGGGAUCGGGAAUUUGACGGCGAAGUCUCCGGUCUCGGUUCCGGCGAUUUGCAGGAUCGUCUCCAGCAGUGUAGAUAUUAGGUCGUCUAAAGUCUGUGAACUUGGACUUCUGAAUUAUAGAGCUAAGAAUGUUCUUUACCCUCUGGGCAAGGGGAAGAAAAGAUAUCGAUGUCAUGAUGAUUACUAUUGGGCUUCGGUGUUUGAGGUAGAAUAUAAAGAAUAUUUUUCUGGUCAAGUACUGCAGGCAGUGGCAGAGGCUCCUAAAGAGGCCCUUCCUCUUGACUGUAGGCCCAGCUUUGGUACUGCAUGGUCCACAAAAAUGAAGUUCAAGGUGAAUGAAACCUACAACUGCAGAUAUACUUUGGGAAGCCGCAAAGCUGACAUCUGUCCUGACAAUCUUUUCAAUUGUCAAUCAAAGGACCCAUCUGUGACAGAAUUGGUUAGAAGAUUCUUCAUACUGUUUAUGAGAUCAGUCAUCUUCGAUAAGGACAGUACCGGGCUCAAGGGAGUAUAUGCAGUGGCUGGCACAAUUUCAGGCGUGCUAUUUGGCAUAUGUUUCGUGAUCCUCCUCAAAACCCUACAAUCCUCCGUUCUCUCUCUCAUCAAACGGUGGAAAGCUCGAAAGCACCAGCUCCAAUCCUUUGCUGUUGGAUUGAGGCGAGCAUGUCUCCUGGUUGCAUAUUUCUGUGCUGCGGCUUGGCUGAUGUUGGAGUACGGCAAAAUGAUUGGGCUUAAACAGUUUUCUUUGAAGGCUAAUCUUGCUGAGAGAACUGUAUAGUGAUGUGUUGUGUAUAUUAUCCAUUGAUGUAUGUAUAAUAUCAGUGUCAGUUCCUCCGUGUUUACAUGAAAAUGGCAACCAAGUUGAGGGGCACGAGUUUGAGAAUAUGGAUGAGAUGGUGAUUUAUCGAAGAGUGAAUCAUAUUGUUAAACUAGUAGUUCUGUUAGUGAGCAAUUAUAGUGAUUAA
Messenger RNA from Asparagus officinalis (garden asparagus), 1247 nucleotides. RefSeq lists its product as uncharacterized. NCBI's taxonomy places the organism in Eukaryota, Viridiplantae, Streptophyta, Magnoliopsida, Asparagales, Asparagaceae. The transcript has 5 exons. Bases 125 to 1060 code for a protein of 311 amino acids. The record is from RefSeq and is a predicted model, not a curated record.